ACCUGACCUACGGAACCACGUUGAGUUGGUUUCGGGCUUUCGGCAUCGUUUCAACGGGACUUAUGUCUUGAACGGUCCGUUGAGUUGGAAGUUCUGGGCCCAUGCCAUGGCUUUAAAGGUGAUCCAGAGGCUUCAGCUGCUUGGACAGACGGGGAAAGACCUCUGCUCUGAUCUGGGACAGAUCUCCAGAUUCCUGAGUGCCCCGUGCCGGGCCCGGGAGCGCCUCUGUGUGGCCUGCCUUUGGACCUCAGCUGGUCGCUGCAUCCAGAGACAUGGCUGUAAGAAGCUCCAGCCAAACUUGGGGAGGAUGAGCCUGUCCACAAUCAUCAGGGACCCGUCCUUCUUCAACACUGGGUCUGUGGGCCUCCACAAAGACUCAGCCCUCCGGUUUUGUCUGAGCCAGCUCCACGGGCUCGCUCCUGCCGACGAGCAGGCCUUCCAGGUGCGGCUGGACAGCUGCUCUUCAUCCCGGCAGGUCUUCCGUCUGCUUGGUGCCAUGGAGAUCAUGUCUGACAACAUGGCAGCUGCAGUGCUGCACAGAGUAGCUGACCUGGAGAAGGACACCCACUGCCUGAAGGACCCCUCGGUUCUGGAGCAGGACACUCUCAGGGCCCUGUGCUACCAGUUGGAGCAGGACUCAUGCCAUCUGACGGACGCUGGGCUGGUGUCAGCCCUGCUUGGCUGCACCCGCCUCUACCUGGACCCCUGGAGCACACUGGUGGUGCGGCUGGUGUCUGAGAGCCAGGAGAGGCUGGACAAAGGACAGAUGAGUGUUGGCCAGCUGUGCACCCUAGGGCAGGCCAUGCUGGCCCUGGAGGGCCCUAGCUGUGGGAUGCUGGAGCAAGUGAUGGAGCAGGUCAAGAAGCAGGAGCCUGGCCAGUGGAGCCUAGCAGAGCUCACUGCUGUCUAUGGACUUCUGCAGGGCGGGGUUGGUAAGGAAGGACAGUAUCAGGGUCUCCUCCAUGCAAUGCAUCUGCAUGCCAUGUCAAUCGCCUACCUUAUGGACCCACCUGCAGUCAGCAGGGUGAUGGGUGCUCUGGUGGUACUGAACCAGACCCAGGCCAUGCCCCUGGUGAUCAGCCUGUGCAAGCAGGCCGUAAGGCAUGUACCCAAUUUCAGGGAUGAGGAGUUGACCGUAGUCCUUGGGGCUCUUAUGCACUUUGGUCACAGCGAUCACCACUUUGUGGAAGCCAUGGAGAGGUACGUGCCCAGCAUGGCCUUCACCUCACACCCAGAGACGGUCUCCAAGGUGAUGCAGUAUUUUGGGCGACGGAACAUCUUGUCCCUCCCUGUGUUUGAUGCCGUGGCUGAGAGCUUUGUGUACCGAGCAGAUGACUACACCACCAGCCAGGUGGCCCAUCAGAUCAUGCCAUUCGGCAAGCUGGGCUACCUACCACCAAACGCUGGCCAGUUGUUCAGGAAAGUGGAGGCCAUCCUGCACAGGCGCUUUUCCCACUUUCAGCCCAAGACCCUCCUCAACCUGCUCCACACCUGCAUCCUGGUGGAGAGAUACCCUGUCAACUUUGUCUCCAAGGUCUUCAACAAGUACUUCCUCCAGCAACUACAUGUCAAAGACGAAGGUAUGGACCGCAUUGUUUUGGCACAACUUACUCAGCUCUACAUGUCCCUGAAGCUCGAGUGUCCCUUCUAUGAGGGUCCUAGGCUCCCUCCCAAGUACCGGGUCAAGUCGUUUCUCACCCCUGGGCGGUCCCUGGAGACUCAGGUGGACAGUCAACUCUAUAACUAUGUCAAGAAUGGCCUUGUGGACCUACUCGGGUCUCGUGCAUACUUUGCAUCUAAAGUCCUCACUCCUUACCGUUACACCAUAGAUGUGGAAUUAAAGCUUGAUGAGGAAGGAUAUGUUUUACCUGCUAGUCACACAGAAGACGUAUACAAGAGGAUUGCGAUUUGUAUUGAUGGGCACAAACGGUUCGCUUCAAAUGCAAGGCAGCUUCUUGGAAAAGAGGCCAUUAAACAGAGGCAUCUAAGACUCCUGGGAUAUGAAGUUGUUCAGAUUCCUUACUAUGAAUUUGAGAAGUUGCGAAACCAUACUGAGAUAGUUCAGUAUCUCCACAAAAAGAUAUUCCCUCACAGUUACAGGCUAAGUUGGUGAUACUGUUAUAUAUUCCUUGUUUGAGUGUAUCAGCAAUAUAUUUACGAAAGCAAAAUAAACUUAUCGUGCUAAAGUGUGUUGGUGGAAAGAUGUGUCCAAAUACAAUAACAAUAUUGGAUAGU
Hypomesus transpacificus is the source of this 2235-nucleotide messenger RNA. It is a transcript of the gene fastkd3, whose product is annotated as FAST kinase domains 3. Gene Ontology annotation, cellular component: mitochondrial matrix; ribonucleoprotein granule. The coding region runs from base 107 to 2113 and encodes 668 amino acids. Gene Ontology annotation, molecular function: RNA binding. The transcript is spliced from 7 exons. The record is from RefSeq and is a predicted model, not a curated record. Gene Ontology annotation, biological process: mitochondrial RNA processing; regulation of mitochondrial mRNA stability. NCBI's taxonomy places the organism in Eukaryota, Metazoa, Chordata, Actinopteri, Osmeriformes, Osmeridae.